Molecule: messenger RNA, 4879 nt
Organism: Cololabis saira (Pacific saury)
Lineage: Eukaryota; Metazoa; Chordata; Actinopteri; Beloniformes; Belonidae
Gene: spef2
Product: sperm flagellar 2
Exons: 37
Coding region: 1-4752 (1583 amino acids)
Biological process (GO): sperm axoneme assembly
Cellular component (GO): sperm midpiece; manchette
Molecular function (GO): protein binding
Source: RefSeq, a predicted model, not a curated record
AUGUCAGAUAUAUUAUACAGGUGGCUAAACCAGGGGCUCCGGCUUUCGAAAACUGUCAAUGCAGAGAGCUGUGCCAAAGAUUUCUCUAGUGGUUACCUCAUUGGAGAAAUUCUUCAUAGAUAUCAGCUGCAAGAUGAUUUCUCUCAGUUUAUAAAGAAAGAUACCGCCAUCUCCAAAGUGAACAACUUUAGACGCCUUGAACCUUCUCUAAAGCUACUGGGGAUUUCCUUUGACAUGAAAACAGCCCAAGACCUGAUGGAGGAGAAGGAAGGUGUUGCCAUGCACGUCCUUCACCAACUCUAUGACCUGCUCAAAAAGAAAAAAAAUGCAGAAAUUAAUAGAACAACGAUGGAGAUCAAGCAGCCCCAAGACAAAACAUGCCUGCACAAAAAGGAGCAUGAGAUCUAUUCUUUUCGGCUUCCUCAGGUUGUGAAACCUGAUGCAGAACUGAAGCUACAAAAAAGUUCUCAGCGCUAUGAUGAAACGUGCCAAAAGUUGACCAUCAGAUCGGUGAUGGCUCAACCCAUCCAGCAAACAAUACAACUAAAGAUCCAGGAUGAGAAAGGAAAAAGAAAGAGUGAGAAGAAGCAGCAGGACAUGACUUGUAACCAGGCCACUAAAGUCCGGGUGCCGGAGCCAUUUUCCUCGUCCUCAUCAGUCAACAAAGAGAGGAGACAGUUGCAGCGCAAAGAACAAGAAGGAAGGAGGGUCUAUGCAGAAAUAACCAAGUUUGAGACAAACCAGAAGAAACUUCUUACCUCUGGUUUUGGUUCAAGUUCUAGGGGUCAGCCCCUCCUUACAGAUUUCCCCCCUGUUGGCACCAAACGGGGCUGUAAAGUGCCUGGAGGUGGAACCGAGGUGCUGGUUCAAUCCAAUGACAAGUAUAUACAGGAGAUCCGACAGAGGAAGAAGGAGGAGGCCGAUUUAAGUGAGCGCCGACAAAAAAGACAAGACAGAUUCUUAGUGGAACAGUUGAAGGCCCGUCAAGCUGAACAGGACGCCCUGCAAAAUGAACUGUUGGUGAAGAGUCUGACACGUCAGUCCAGGGCAGAGCAGCGUUUGGUUGCUCAGCUACUCCAGAUACGUAAGGUAAAAGAGGUGAUCAUUGAAAACCGCCGGUACAGAGAGCAGCAGUACCAGGAGCGAAGAGAGAGGGAUUUCCAAGAAGCUCUGCACAGGGAAUUGGUUUUGGCUCAGGAGGCUAAGUUAGCCCGUGAAAUGGAGAUCAGAGAGGAGAUUGAAUACCAAGAGAGGAUUGCUGCUGAGAUAGCCCAAAGUAAAUGGAAAAAGAACGUUGAGAGCUGUAAGGGCAUUUUGGAACAGAUAGUGGACUUGGCAACAAAUGUUGGAGAAUAUAAGUCAGACCGGGGCGUCAGGGAAGAGAGCAGGAGCCCCCCACCAGACUCCAGUUGCCCGACCGGGAGCCCCAGCAAGAGGCAGAUUCCAGGGAAGAUGAUGAGAUACUGGAAGGAACUGCUGUUCAUAGGUCUGCCUCUGUAUGAGCCAACAAAAACCCAUGAGGAAAGCUCCAAGUCCUCCCCUUCACAAGACCCCACAGAACUUAAGAAGCAGGAGAUACUCAACAACCUGGACUAUGAGGAAUACACGAAAAUGGCAGGUGAGUGGGCAUGGCCAGAGGAGGCAGGGGAAACAACAUUACCUCCACCAUACAAGGACAUUCUUGGACAGCGACUUAGAGAACUGGUUCCGCCAUCCGUUGUGGAACCGUCCACUGCUUUAUUUCCUUGCUCUACCAUCAAGGCCUGCGUCCUAGGCAAGUUUUGCUCGGCCAACAAGGAAUGCCUGGCCAAGAUUGGUAAAGCACUUGGCAUCUAUGUGUUAUCGAUGGAUGCUGUGAUUGAGGAGGCACUGAAGGCUUACAAGAAUGGUGAAAAGAUCUUCCAGAUAAUAUCCAAGAGGAAAGUAGAGACCAUGAAAAAACUUAUCCAGCUGACUAUCCGUGCAAGACAAGGGGCAGCUGUAGACAUGGAGAUGAGGAAAGGGAACACUAUUCCAAAUCAGCUCUUGGUUGAAAUGAUGGUAGAGGCAAUCAGUCAAGUUCCAGCUCAGUCAUCCUGGAUCCUGGAUGGUUUUCCUUAUGAUAUAGCCCAGGCCCAGCUGUUAGAGAAAGCCCUCGGGGGGUCUGUAGACGAAGAGAAUGAAGUUGUAAGUGAGAGGGCAAACCCACCGCCCCCUGCUCCAGUGCUGGACUUAGCUGUCCUGCUGGAUAUCCCUAAUGAGUGUGUGAUCAGACAUGCAUACAGCUUUAUAGAUACAGAAGCUGCAGCGACCUUGCAACCGAAUGACAAAACCUUGUAUCUGGCACAGGUUUCACAUAGGAUCGAAGUUUUUCAGUGUACGUGGCCAGACCUGAAGGAAUGGUUUGGUGAAAAGCAAAACAUUUUGGUCCAUGUUGAUGCUGAAGUAGAACAUGAGAAACUUUACAACACUUUGGAAUCCUUAUUCCAGCAAGCUAUGCACAAAAAACGGGAAGAACAUGCAUCACUUGCCUCUGAGUCCAAAGACGAUGUUCACGGAGUCCCAAAGAACCAGCACAAGCUCGUCUCUUCAGGUGUAGCUCCAUCCAGUCAAGACUACGUGGAUAAUCCUCUGCCUCCAGAGAUACCACAGCACCUGUGCUCAUACUGGGACGAUGUAUGGGAUUCCUAUGUAAAUGAUAUAAAGAAAGUCAUGCAGCAGCUGCGCUCAAAGCGCAGUGCUAUUGAUCGUCAGCUUUUUUCAAUCAGAGAAAGAUACAAGCAAUAUUUGGCACGUCCAGACAUAAAGCAGGAGUUACUGUCUCAGUGGCAGGAGGUCUUCAAUAGCACACCUGAUGAUAGAGACUGUGAGGAGAUCAAGGCAGAGCUACACCUGAGGCUGGAUGAAUUGCAUGAACGACUGUGGGACAUCACUAACAAACGUAAAGAGGAAAAUGAGCAGGAGAGGGCUGAGCUCAUGUGUAAUGACUGGUUGGAUGAGCACACCUUUCUCCUCAUCAAACACCACUCUAUAUUAACGCAGGUAGAGCUGAGCCGUUUCGAGGAAACAUCUGCUAUUUUAAGAAUCUACUAUUUGGGGAUGCAGAGGCAAGUGCCACUUGAACCACUCCCCAAAUUUACCUGUAAUCCCCUGCUGGAAACACCUGGAAUUGAAGCUCAGGAUGAGAGAUCUCACUCCUCAAAGAGCAGUAAGAAUGAAAAAAAUGAAGAACCUGAAAAGCCAUCACACGAACAACUCCUCACUGACUGUGAGGCAGCACUUGAAGCCAUCAGCAAAUUGCUAAUUUCUCAGAACGUUAUGCAAGUGUCAGCAGAAGCCCAUCAGCCAGAGAUAAAAGAGAAUGAGGAGAGUUUACACGAGAAGGCAAAGCAAGAUGAUGACGAUGGCUCAGUGAAGAUUGAGUAUCAGGAAGGUCGAGAGACAUUUUUUCAAGAAUAUCCAGCUGCACUGAAUAAUGAGGAGAAUAGAGCAACGGUGCACAUUGAGCUGGUGAAAAGACAUGGCCUGGAGAUGGUACACUCUCUGCAACGCAGAGCACAAGAUAUCUCUGACAAAAUGGAAAACUGGUUACAAGCACAGUAUCUUGCAGAAAUGAAGUGUAUUGACCAAUUAUCAGAAGUGGCGCGCCACCACAUAGAGGCUGGAGCUACGUUGCAGUAUGAGCUGGUGUUGGAAGGGUCUGACUUCUUUAUAAAUGAAGACCAUCUCUUGGUGGAAAGUCCUGCUCCUCCUCUCCGUCCAGCUCCUCUGGAGACACCAGUAGGGUCCACACCAACUAUCGUUCAGCUGGAAUCACUCCGCCAUCAGCUGUGGAGCGCUGCUCCAUCAGGUGUCAUGUCCAGCACUGCAUUCUUCGGUUUGCUCAAAGAGUUGGUCUCUGUCAACACGGGUAGAAACACUGUGCCAAAACCCUGGAUGGGAAACACUGAAGCAAAGUGGGUGGCGAUUGUCUCUCUGCUAACGGAUGACUAUGAGCUGAUAGACUGGCAGCGGUUUCUACUCAGUGCUGCUCUCCCUUGGCCUUUUCCCUCACUAACACAGCUACUGGUUGUACUGGGACGUUUCAAGGUAGCAGAUGUUGCUAGUACAGGCUAUAUAAACGAAGAGCAGUACCUAAAGACGGAGUUGUGGUUUUCCAGUGAUACCAUACAAACUGUUUCUGAAGACCCUUCUGAGCCUUUGCCUUUUGACCGUCUGGCUAACCUUCGCAAGUUCUUUUUCCAGCUGUUUGCAGACCACUCAUUCUCUCCUCCUCAACUGGAUUACGUGUCGAUGCUCCAGUACUUUGCAGCUGACCCUGACCCCGGACAUGGUUUUAUCAGAGCACUUAGUGUGGUGCUGGGACAAGAUCUCCAGCAGCCUUCAAUGGACCACGCUGUUAAGUCUCUGCCCAGCAUAGAAGAGGCCACAGAGCUGGUCUCUUUGGAAAUUAAGAGCGCCUACAAGGAAGAUGAGACUCCUUACCCAUCAAGCAGUCAUUUCAGAGAGCAGGAAGUGUCGAUUUCUUCUCUCCUUAAUGUCUUCUGCCACAAAGCUGUAAAGAUGAGAGGCAAACACCGCCUUCCUCCAAGCUGCUUGAGUAAGGAGGAGCACACAGAGAACCUGACACGUGUAUACGGAGAACUUGGAUACGACUCUGAAGACUGUGUUCCGUUCUCUGUUCUUUCUAAGCAUCCAUAUACCCAGAUAUUGAUGGAGACCUCAACGCGCUACCAGCUCGUUGAUAUUCACCAAGUGCUCCAGGGUGAUUAGGAUGAAGGACGGCCUAGUGAUCGGGAUGAAGGAGAGCCCAGUAGUAGUACAAUUUUGUAAAGGAUAUGGCACAUUCAGUACAAAUAAUCUUUUUUUUUCUUUAUGCAAUAUGAAAAGCUCUUUAAUA